Messenger RNA from Lycium barbarum (goji berry), 873 nucleotides. RefSeq lists its product as uncharacterized. The record is from RefSeq and is a predicted model, not a curated record. NCBI's taxonomy places the organism in Eukaryota, Viridiplantae, Streptophyta, Magnoliopsida, Solanales, Solanaceae. Bases 1 to 873 code for a protein of 290 amino acids. The transcript has a single exon.
AUGGACAGUUUCAUUACUAUUGCUUGGCCUUUUGUUAGGAAACCACAAGUCCUUAUACAUGAUGAAGGAUACUUCAUUUUGCGGUUUGAUACUGUUGAACAACGUGAGAAAGUCAUGGAAGCUGGCUCUUACUAUUUUCACAAAAAACCUUUUGUCCUUCAAAACUGGGAAUUGAACUUUGAAUUUGACCCUGAUUGCCUUACAACCAUCCUCCUUUGGGUAACCUUCCCUGGGCUGCUGGUGGGAUACUGGUCAACUGAUGUUCUAAGCAAAGUUGCAAGUGCAAUUGGACGUCCACUAUAUAUAGAUAAGUUUACUGCUUCAAUGGAUAGGAGCUCCUUUGCCAGGAUUCUUGUUGAAGCUGAUGUUGCUCAACCAUUACCAGACAUUAUAGAAUUGCUUACUCCAGCUGGAUCAUUUACACAACAACUUAACUACGAUUGGAAGCCAAAAUACUGUACUGAAUGUUUGAAAUUUGGCCACAUUGCUGCUAAUUGCUGGAAUGCAGCAGAUGAGGGUCCAAGGUUACAAGAAUUCCAUGAAGUAAAGAAAAAAAGGAGGAUGAGAAAUAGGAAGAGACAAUCACACCCUGAGCAGGGUUGGAAAGCAAAUGAGGUGGUAGAACAACAAGCAGAUGAAAUAAUUAAUGUGGUAGUUGAGAACCCUGCUCCACCUCAGAAUCUUGCACCACCUGCUACCCAAGAGGCUAUUAAUAGCCCAAGGAAUGCUCCUGAUCCUGUAGCUAGCCAAGAGGCAACUGUUCAAAAUGCUCAAUACAAAAGUGUUGUUCCAACUGCUAAUAGUUAUGAAGUUCUUCAGGCAUAUGCUGAUGGCCAUGCUGGAGAACAAAGGGUUGAUAAAAACCCUCCAUGA